Molecule: messenger RNA, 6081 nt
Organism: Camelus dromedarius (Arabian camel)
Lineage: Eukaryota; Metazoa; Chordata; Mammalia; Artiodactyla; Camelidae
Gene: SCAMP5
Product: secretory carrier membrane protein 5
Exons: 4
Coding region: 2830-3585 (251 amino acids)
Biological process (GO): protein transport
Cellular component (GO): recycling endosome membrane; trans-Golgi network membrane
Source: RefSeq, a predicted model, not a curated record
UGGGCUGUGAGGGGGAGGAGGAGGAGGGAGGGCUGGUAGGGAUGGACAUCGUGGGGGAGGGGUGCCCGCAGGCCCAGUGUCCUCCAGCUCCAGUUGCAGCAUCUGCGUGGACCAGUAAGCCUUUCCCUGCCUGACUCCUGCAGGCUCCUCUCCUGGGCCUCAGUUUCCCUCAGCUCCCCAGCUCUCCCUAUCUCCCAUGCACAGAGCAUCCAGGUGGGGGUCUCUGUCUGCGGUGUUAAUCCCUCUCUUCUUCCUCUCCCUUCUCCUUCCCACUGGAGUAGUUUUCCGGAACCUCUGGUGACUGCCUCAGGAUUCUGAAUUUGGAGAGGAAUCCUUCCCUCAAAACCUCAUUUUUCUUGCUUUCUUUGGAAAAUUGCUCAAAAAGAAGCACAUUCAGCUCGGAGUUAGGACAUAUGGGAACAAGCUGGGCUGGCUGGUCCCUCCUCUUCCCAAGCAGCAGGAUCCUUAUUUGUAGAAAAGAGGGUAUUGGCCCAGUGAUCGCUGUGGUUCCUGUAGCUCAGUGUUAAAAGUCCAGAGUUCCAAUGUUCUAAGAUUUUGACGUCAAGAGUUUAAAGGCCCUCGUUUCUAAUCGUCUGUGGCAGGUUGGUGGGAAAGGUGUCAUGCUAGGGGGAUGGGGCUUGGCUGUGCCCAGCCCUGGUCAAAGGUACCUUUUAGGCAUGUGCAAGGAGGCAAGCUGGCUGUCCUGUGCUGGGCAAUGGCCCCCAGAAAUCCCAGACACCUGCAGGGUGACCACAGCUAGGGUCUGCCACGUGUGAUGUUGCCUUGAGUCAGGCCUGCGCUUACCUGGGGAGAUGAGUGAUUGUGCCAGGACGGUGGUGAAGAAUGUUGUCUUUGUGGUAGGUCCUUCAUAAAAUGGUAGAAAGAAUAUAGGGACAGACUCAUUGUCAAGUCCCAGCUUGGCUUUUGGGUGGAGAAGGAAUCUUUCCCCAUGUAACAUGAGUGAAGGAAGGGAUGGGGCAGGUGUAGGUAGGUCUGUAGAUAUUGGGAAUAGAGUGAGGAGGUUGCUUCUGAUGGCUCCCAUUUUUUUCCCCACCAAAUAGGAUGGACAGUGGGGAUAGGAGCUUUGUGGAGAGCGGGAUUAGAAUGAGGGCACAUUUGUGGACAGAGGGUGAGGACACUAUCCAAAGAAACAUGAUCCCUAAGAUAUCUGGGUCAGUCAUGCACAGGGUCCAUCUGAGGUUGGCUGCCAUGAGUUUACAGUCCUACCAAGCUUCUCUUUGGGGCUAGUUUUUCCCUAGCGACAUUCAGCACAGGUAGGUGGGAAUUGUGUUCAUCCAGAGUGAGUGUGACCAGAAGACAAGGCAGGGGAGGGAAUAAGAAAAUGAGUGAGAUAAAUUAUGAUUCUAAGCUGGACAAAGAGAGAAGUGGAGAUAGAAAAAAAGCUGAUGGCUAGAGAGAGAGUGGCCAAGUCAAUGUAUAUUUGCUCCAAAGAGUAGAGUUAUUACAGCCGGAGCAGUAGAUCAAGUGUGCGGGAGAGAGGUGGGACUGAGAAGAGAGAUAUAAACCAGUCUAAGAACAGGUUAAUGUCUAUUCUAUGUAAAGAGCAAAUAAAAUCAGGGAGAACACCAAGAUUCUAGAAAAUUGGGGGGCAAUAAACAGAGAUGGAGGAAAUACGGCUGAAACACGCAGGAAGAAAUGCUCACCCUUGUUUUGAGGAGCCCUGAGUUGGGUGUACCCAUGCAGGUGACUGCAUUGUGGGGCCAGACUUGGGGAGUACUUCACCUGACCCUGGGCUCUGGGAACUCUGCCCCUGAGAAGAUCUCAUCCAGGAGCUGGAUUUAAGGGCUAUAAAUAGCUUCCUAAGUCCUCACUAGGUGCCUCCCAGAAGCUUUGCUCCCAAGGAAAUGUAUAUAACCCUUGAGAUGCUUGAGGGUUCUAUUCAGAAGCCAAGACCAGAGAUGCCUGGCUGUUUGAGGCCAAGAUUAAGCCCGCCUUCCUUUGUUUAUUCGGCAAGUCUUUGUGGGGCCUUAAAGGGACUGAGUCUAAUGUUGGAGGAAGGGAGCACCCUUAAGUCAGAUACCCUGGGUGUGUGUUAGUGCCAGCAUCAGGUGAGGAGACUUGCGGCUCCUGCUGGCUGUGACUCAGUGACACUGUGAGUCCAAGGUUCAGCUAGCUUAUGUGGGCACAGAGGAGGGGGAGCCUAGAUCUCACUCUUGGGGAGCUUCUAGUUUGGUUGAUGGGCUGGGAUUUGUACUUGGGGAACCAUGGGAGCAGCCCAAGUCUGCAGGAGGUCAGUAAGGAGGUCUGUGGGAGAUGAAUAAGGCUGCAGUAGUGAAAGAAGGCUUCUUGGAAGAGGUGGCAUGAUAGUUGUCCAAGAAAUUGAACAAAGACUGAGAUCCUAGCCCCUGCUGCCUGCCCCAUUUAAAUGUGGGGCAGAUGGUACAAUAGCUUGAAGAGAUGUUUCCUCAAGGCCUUUACUUUCCUCUUUUCAUGCCCUACUUUGCAAGAGAAGAUGGAAGAUGGUCUUCCUGUGCCCUGGGCAUGGUGAUUGCUGUGGGUCUGGGAGGGCAGGGGCUGAGGCUGUUCUUAUAAGGAGAAGAGCAUUUCUACCACACCGAGGCUUUGGGGCCCUUCAGCAGGGCUUGCUGGGCUGAGGCUCUGGGUUCCUGCUCUGGAUACUCUGUUCUCCAGAUUUCUCAAAUCCCUAGGAAUGGGUGUGGGGAGGGGUUGGUCUGACAGGCCUCCAGUUUUCUUUCUUACAGCCUUAUUUCCUCUGUGUGUGUAUGUGUAUGUGUGUCUCAUGUAUCUGUGUGUGUGUAUUCAUUGACGUGGACUGUGGGUGUGAAUCUGUAUAAAUGCGGUUUGCACAUGUGUCUGUGUGUGUCUGCAUCUCUGUGCUUGUGCUGUUUGCGUGUGUUUGAUUGCGGGUCUGUGUUGAGUUAUGUGUGUGUGUGUCCAUGUCCGUGCGCUCAUGUAUUUCUGCAUGGGCCUGGGCAUCUGUGUGUGUGUCUGGUGUCUGUCUCUGUGUGUGCAUGGGCUCCUGGGUCUGCAGUGAAUAGCGUCACGCUGGCCGUGAACCUGGUGGGCUGUCUCGCGUGGCUGAUCGGAGGUGGGGGAGCCACCAACUUUGGCCUCGCCUUUCUCUGGCUCAUCCUCUUCACACCCUGCUCCUACGUCUGCUGGUUUCGGCCCAUUUACAAGGCCUUCAAGACCGAUAGCUCCUUCAGCUUCAUGGCCUUCUUCUUCACCUUCAUGGCCCAGCUGGUCAUCAGCAUCAUCCAAGCCGUGGGCAUCCCAGGCUGGGGUGUCUGCGGCUGGAUCGCCACCAUCUCCUUCUUCGGAACGAACAUUGGCUCAGCGGUGGUGAUGCUCAUUCCCACUGUCAUGUUCACGGUCAUGGCUGUCUUUUCCUUCAUCGCCCUCAGCAUGGUUCAUAAAUUCUAUCGGGGAAGUGGGGGGAGUUUCAGCAAAGCUCAGGAGGAGUGGACCACAGGGGCAUGGAAGAACCCACACGUGCAGCAGGCGGCCCAGAAUGCAGCCAUGGGGGCGGCGCAGGGUGCCAUGAAUCAACCGCAGACUCAGUAUUCUGCCACUCCCAACUACACGUACUCCAAUGAGAUGUGAACCAGCUGAGCCUACCGAGCGCUGGCUAGGGGCCGGUGGGACGGGGGUUCAAGCCACAUGGUCUAUUGUGGUGACCAAGCAGGGUUCCCCCUUCCCUUUUUCUCCUCCCCCACUUUGUACAAAGAAUCAGAGUUAUAUAUAUCUGUAUAUGUACAUCCCCUCCCCGCACCUUUUGGAUUCUGCUCUCAGCACCCUGAGAGCUGAGGGCUGCACGUGGAGCUGUCCCGUGCAGUGGUAGCUGUGUCUGUGUCCCCUUGUGAACGGUGUGCAGUGGAAGUCUCUGUUGUUGUGGUGCUAGACGUAUGUUUAGAACUAAACCAGCUCCCCCCCACCAGGCUGCCCCCUCUGACCCUGGCCCAGAGACCUCUCAUGGGGCAGGGGGAAGCAUAGCAGAGAGGCUGGCCCCCUCCCCAGGGUUAUGAGCUGAAACUGUUCCCACUUUUGGUCUUACUAGGAAGCAACAGUAUUUAGCGCUCAUGGGGUUGGUAGGUGGGAGGGUGGGACCUGUAGGGGAGCUUCCCUUGCUCCUUCUCAUCCAGGUUUCUCCCUCCUCAAACUCCUCCUCCCCUCCUCUCUUCCUGCUGUCACACUCCUGUGGUCUCUUCUGCCCAGGGUCUCUCUCUUUUCCAUGUGGCUUUUCUUUGUCUUCCCCAAGGCUGAGUGUCCCAGUUGUUCUGCUCCUGAGGCUGAGCCCAUUCCCAGAACAAGGAAGCAGCCAGGGGAGCUGGGCCUUAGCCUCGAUGUGGGAGGGCACACAGCCAGAGUUGCAGAGCCCACCUGGGGAUCUGACUCCCAGGGAAUGGAAAUGCAAGGCAGAUUCCUCUCUUCCCUGCCUUGCCUUCCGCUCCUCUUCCCAGAGCCCCCUUGAGCCCCUCUGCUUAUAUCCCUCCCCAUACUCCCAGCUUCUGUGGCCCAGUUCUCCUACCCUACCCCUACUGUGCGCUAGGUGGCACCUGCCAUCCAUGAGGACAGAGUCCACUGCCUUUCCUGAAGAUCUGGGUGGUGUCCAGGCAAUUUCAGGUGUAAAGUGCAGCUGUCACAGAGGGUAUGUGAAUAGUUACUGGCCCCUGGGGACAUAUGUUUAGCCCCAGCCCACUGGGCAGGUGCUAGGUGUCUGAAUGACCACUGGAUUCCUGGGAGCAAUAGCUGUUCUGUUUGGGCCUGAUAGAAGGGACAGGUUCAGAGGGUUGGGCCUGGAGGGAAGAUCAGAGGAGAAGGCAGGCAGGGCCCAGUGAGAGGGGAUCAUGUCCCCCCCCACCCCCAGCUUGCUCUUGGUCAUAGGGCAGUUCUGGGCACUUGAACUCAAGGCCCAGGAAGAAGCACAGGCCCAACCCUGUGUGCGAGCACAGUGGCCAGAGUGGGAGUUCAGGCGAGGCUAGGUGGGAGGGGAGGCUCUAUGGCUCUUUUUUUUUUUUUUUUUUUUUUUUUAAUCAAAUCAAGAUUACUUGCUGCCCUCUGCCUAUCAGACUUGGUUCUUUGCCCUUCCUCACCCUGUCAGAACUCGUUUCCCUUCCAGGACUGUGCUUGCAGACCUGUAGGGCUGUUCUUUUCCAAGCACUGUGGGAAUGUUGCUGGUAGAGGCCCUGGCUCUCUCGGAGGCCUGGAGGAGGGUGGGUUCUUAACCAAGGAGCAGCUGCCCAUUUCUCACUCACUGCCCCCACCUCUUACUUAGGUUAUUUGGCUUGAAAAACCAAGCCCCGCCUGGCUACUCUGGGCUGGCUCCUGCUUAGAACCCAACACCUGGACUCAGGUGCCAUCCUGAGCUUUGAGCUCCAGUACUCUACUUUCCUGCAGGAGGAGCCAGGGCCUCUGGAAAGCUCUCUCCCUAAUGGUCCCUUAGGCUUGGGCCAGACUGUGAUCAGCUCUCUCUACCACAUUCUCUCUGGAAAGCAGUUGGCACAUCCCCUAGUACCUGAAUACUGAUCUGAGGUCUGGGUUCUUCCUCCCUUUUCCUCUCCUGCAGCCCAGGCCUCUGGCUCCCUUUCUCUUAGUCUCUGGGGCUCCAGGAGGCCUAUGGUCCAGCUGCCAGCCCAGCAUCUUUGACCUGCUGGAUGCUACAUCCAGUCAACUUCCUGUCCUACCUGCCUUUCCUCUUUCCUGGCUCAGACCUAAAUGGCCAUGCCCUGGCUCUGCCCUUGGGAAGACCUGCUAUCUGUGUGUGGCCCAGCUUAUCCAGGCCCUGGGAUGCUGCAUCUCCAGGCAACUAUGCACUUUCCUGGGGAGGGAACCAGUCUGAGAGGUGGGUGCUGGGCACAGAUUCAUCUCUGCUGGAUGGUCUGGCUUGAGGGUGGGGUGGAGGAAGGCCCAGGUCAGUCUGGGAAUCCUCAGGUUUGCGGCCAGCCUGUGACCAGCUUCUGCAUUUUGUGGGUGCCCACUGCUCCUCCUUGUUUCUGGGAGACACAGACCAUUCUCCAACUGGCAGUUGACCUGCCUGAGCCAAUGUGUCUGUCUGUGGUAACUGAAUGAACCUUAAUAAAGGGAACAUUUGGCCCUCUG